This is a messenger RNA of Acipenser ruthenus (sterlet), 3651 nucleotides long. Its product is annotated as ras-related protein Rab-15. The record is from RefSeq and is a predicted model, not a curated record. The coding region runs from base 255 to 893 and encodes 212 amino acids. The transcript has 7 exons. Gene Ontology annotation, molecular function: GTPase activity; GTP binding. NCBI's taxonomy places the organism in Eukaryota, Metazoa, Chordata, Actinopteri, Acipenseriformes, Acipenseridae. Gene Ontology annotation, biological process: Rab protein signal transduction.
UCCCUACAUUUCUUGUUUCCAACGAGGAGCCUCACAGUGAAACAGCGCUGGAGGAGCCUCCCUUCAGCUUUAACAAGAGAAAACCACCGUGUGAUUUGAACACAUCGGCGAGAAAACCAAGCAGUUCUGAGAAACCAUGCAGUGAGCGACUUCCAGUCUUCGACCGCCGAGCAAAUAUGGGAGAUAUUAUAUUAGCUACAAUUAGCGCUUCGUUGCAGAGCUAAUUAACAACCCUUAGACUUCCACAGCUGAUCAUGGCAAAGCAGUAUGAUGUUUUAUUCAGACUGCUCCUGCUCGGUGAUUCUGGGGUUGGGAAAACGUGUUUGCUGUGCAGAUUCACAGACAAUGAAUUCCACUCUUCACACAUUUCUACAAUAGGGGUUGACUUUAAAAUGAAGACGGUAGAAGUAGAUGGAAUCAAAGUAAGAAUACAGAUAUGGGACACUGCAGGACAGGAACGUUACCAGACCAUCACCAAACAGUAUUAUAGACGAGCCCAGGGAAUCUUUCUAGUCUAUGACAUCACAAGUGAACGGUCCUUUCAACACAUCAUGAAGUGGGCUAGUGAUGUAGACGAGUACGCCCCUGAAAAGGUUCAAAAGAUCCUGAUCGCGAACAAAGCAGAUGAGGAACAGAAAAGGCAGGUGGCCACUGAGCAGGGCAUCAAGCUGGCAAAGGAAUAUGGAAUGGACUUCUUUGAGACAAGUGCCUGUACCAAUUACAAUAUUAAGGAGUCAUUCACUCGACUGACAGAACUAGUUCUACAGGCGCACAAGAAGGAGCUGGAUGUGUUACGAGUGUCCAUCAAUGAUGAACUGAGCAUAGCAGACUUGGAGGGCGAGGAGGGCAAAGGGGAUGGAAGUGGCAACUCUCAGAAAGCCUGCUGGUGUUAGGAAACAGACUGGGAGCACUGGGGUACCUCUGCCACUGCAGCUGCUUUCCAGCUCAAUCUCACACAUGCUAAAAUCAAACAUCUGAUUAGCAAUGGUUUCUGUGGUUUUUGUUGUUUUUUUUUGUCCAGAGAAUUAGGUGCUUUUUUUUUUUUCUUUAAUUGUUUGCUCAUGCGCUGUCUGUUUUCUUAUAGUUAUUUUGGUGUCAUUUAGUUUCAAACCAGUGAACUACACAAUAGCCCAGAUACGACUACUACUGCCAUUUUAACCAGUGUUUGUGUUGAAAUGUAUAUACCCAUUGUUCAUAAAACAGAAAAACAGCAAUCCCUCGGUAGAGCGCUCUCAGCUAUAACACACUUACUUUCCAUGUAAGUGUGUUCUACGUUAUUAUCAGUGUUUUGGGAAAUGGAGACUAUGAUUGAAAAUACAUUCUUGAGUCUUGAGUAUUUUCCCAAAUAUUGCAGUGCUUUUCAUAACUGGUUGUCCAAAUUAUAUAUAUAUAUAUAUAUAUAAUGUAUGUGUGUGAGAAACUUUUUAUAUAUAAACCAUGUUAGUUGUGCUUAUGGCGCUACAACUUCAAUAUAAGCGGUUAUCUUGAAGUUUGCGUCUGUCAUACUGUAGCUCAACAUGCUCUCUGCAGCAAAAUUAACCUCAGUCGGGCCUUGCAUUGGGAUCGACGCAAUGCAGUACGAUUGGCUGCUUAGCCGGAUCUCAUUUUACUUUACAUUAGAGAAGGAAGCAGAAGGACCAGUACAUCUUCUACACUCCUACCAAGAUCAUGACCAAAAUCAAUAGUUGUAUGUCUUUCAAUGUGCUCAGCAACUCCUUUUCUGCAGCAUUUAGUGUCAAGGGUCCCUAAUCUUACACAUGUAUGUACUGCAGUGUUGGUUUGAUAUUCAUUCUGAAGUGGAAGUCCUCUAGUAGGACCACCAAAUGGUCUCAAAUGGCCUUAAUAGAGAGGUGGUCCUUGAGGGGAGCUCUUCAGAGUGGCCUAUAAUGCCCGAAGCCGCAGGCUGGAUGUAACAAUAGUCUUCCUGAGGGGCAUUUCAUUUUCCACUAUGAGCUGACUCUGCAGUACAUAUAUAAUAUAUGAGUCAGUCAAAAUAAUAAGUGACUAAAUAUGAAUUUUUGGCAUGAAUAUCUUAGUGCUGUACUGUGGCAAAGAUGACGUGUGUAGUGACGUCAGGCCAGGAAGAAACGCAGCACUGCAAGGUGAUAUGGUGAAUGAAAGUUCUGUUUGCGCGGUUUAAUAAAUGAACAAAAGAAAAAGGUUAAAUAAAAGUAAAACACUGUACACAAAACAAAACGGCACUUUGGCCGAAACAGACCGACACCAACAAACGGGAUGAACACUAAACACACCACAAGUACCAUGCUGAUGUGGGUCAGCACGGAUAGCAAUUGUUAUUGAUUGAAUUAUUUCCUCCUCUGUCUCUCCUGUACCUACUCACUGCACACCCAACCCUGAGUGAUUGAAACAUGCACUCGCCAAAUAUUUGUGAUUCGCCAAAUAUUUUGGUCACAAAUAUUUAUGGCUUUACAGUAUUUUGUUUAAAUAUAGCUGAUACAGCAUAAGUAAAUAACUAAAUAACAUAAAUAAAUAACAGAAAAUGUUUUUGAAGUUCAUCCCGCAUAGUUAUUUUCUUUCAUAUGUAGUAUGUUUUGCAAUUCCUUUUCUGUUAAGUCACAGAAUCGCUGCUCAGCCAUUUUCUCUUGUUGUUAGGAGUGGAGGUGGAGGGUGUUCCUUUGUAAGGGGCGGGACUGAAUGAUGUGAACCAAUCAGAUGACAAAGGUGGUGUAAGGAUGUUAGGGCAAUAGUUUGAUCUAUUUUUGCGCCUAUGAGAAGGUUUUAACCAAUCACAAGCCAGAAUUUCCAAGCAUUGACUCCUAUACAUACAGUAUAGACAAUGAGUAUGUAGAACUGCCAGAGGUGAUUGGCUACUUUAUCACAUGAUUUGAAUGGAGCAACAGACCCCAGAACCACUCAGCAUGAUUUCAAACACAUUAACACAGUAAGGGAAAAGUAGAGCAAUUCAAAUGACAUUAAAAGCUAAUUACUCUUUAAUACUAAAAUAUAAUGUUGGAGACGGUUUGCUACAUUAUUCCAUUGAGUUUGUUGAGAUCCAUUAGACUGGCAUACCCCAAUUACGAGUGGACACUGCACUCAUGGUUUAUACUUUCUGUCCGUCUCUUACAGGUCUGUUUGCAAGUAUGACAAAAAGAAACAGAUUGCAUCGUCACAUCCCCUAAAAUACCCUUAGUCACGCCCCCUCCGAUAGCUAGUUCAAUCACGUCUCCUCCAAUCCAUGACUGACACAUCGCUUACAGUACUAGGGCAAUGACUUCUGGUAUUGUGACUCCGCCCCCUUCCUGGAUGGCUGGCUUCCGACUGACCCUGGAAUGAAGUGCUGAACCAUCCAGUAAGAGGCACGCUGUUCUACAGCACCCUCACAGGUCGGGAGGGAGAUUGUUGACUAGGAUUCAUUCGCUCUCUGUCACAACUUUGAAUAAUGUAUAACAUUUCCAGCAGUCUGCAUUUUUUUAUUCAAGUGUUAUUUGUGAUUUUUGAUAAACAUCAGGUUUCAGUUUUGUGAAUUGAAAAUUAAUUGUACACAUUGUUUCUUUUGAUGUUAAUAAAUAAAAAAUCCAAAAGGCAGGCCAAUAUCUGGACAGGGUCAGGUUCCUUUAUCAAUCCAGCACCUUAACCAGUUUGGGUUUGUCUGCUCUUAUUUCUGACACUUCUUUCUGUGUUAUACCAGCA